Messenger RNA from Paramecium sonneborni, 441 nucleotides. Lineage: Eukaryota; Ciliophora; Oligohymenophorea; Peniculida; Parameciidae. The record is from the annotation of a GenBank genome assembly.
AUGUAAGUGAUAAAAAAUUCUUAGUUGGAUUUAUUAAUCCCUAAAAUUGGUAAUCCAAAUAACUAUAAGUUAUCAAGAAUUGAUGAAGAGAUAGCAGAUGAAAAUGAGGAUGAAUACUAUAUAAGAAAUAUCAUCAGGAUUAUAAAAAAGGUUUUAAUAAAGGGAAAAAUGAUAUUGUUUAAAAGAAGUCUCAUUAUUGCUUAUGCUAUAGACUAAUGGUUUGAAGAUGCAGUGAAAAAACAAUUGCAAAGACAAAAGAAAAUAUUUUGUUGCUCUAAUAAAGAUAUGUAAUAAGCUGUAAUUUUUUUUGGAAUAUCUAAAAAUGUAUUUAAAGUUUUUAGAGGAAAAACUGAAGGAAAAAGAAUGGGUUAUAAAGCGCAAAAUAUCAUUCUAACAUAUUCAAUCAGAGAAAGAGUUUUUUUUAGACCUGAUAAAGAAUGA